Lemur catta (Ring-tailed lemur) is the source of this 4050-nucleotide messenger RNA. RefSeq names its product EMAP like 1 (gene EML1). The coding region runs from base 143 to 2644 and encodes 833 amino acids. Gene Ontology annotation, biological process: microtubule cytoskeleton organization. Gene Ontology annotation, molecular function: microtubule binding. The record is from RefSeq and is a predicted model, not a curated record. NCBI's taxonomy places the organism in Eukaryota, Metazoa, Chordata, Mammalia, Primates, Lemuridae. The transcript is spliced from 23 exons. Gene Ontology annotation, cellular component: mitotic spindle.
AUGGUAACCGGCAGCAGCCGCAGCCACAGCAGGGCCGGCCCCAGCGCCAGCGCCGGCCGCGGCUCGGGCUCCGGCUCAGUGUGUGGGUGAGCGGCGGCGGCGCAGCCGGGCCGGGGAGCGGGCGCGGCCCGGCGGCCUCAGCAUGGAGGACGGCUUCUCGAGCUACAGCAGCCUGUACGACACGUCCUCGCUGCUCCAGUUCUGCAACGAUGACAGCGCUUCUGCUGCAAGCAGCAUGGAGGUAACAGACCGCAUUGCCUCACUGGAGCAGCGAGUACAGAUGCAGGAAGAUGACAUCCAGCUGCUCAAAUCAGCCCUGGCUGACGUGGUCCGGCGGCUGAAUAUUACUGAGGAACAGCAGGCCAUGCUUAACAGGAAAGGACCUACCAAAGCAAGACCACUGGUGCAGACCCUGCCUUUAAGAACCGCUAUCAACAAUGGGACUGUGUUACCAAAGAAGCCCAGUGGUUCUCUACCGUCCCCCUCCGGAGUCAGGAAAGAAACCGCUGUGCCAGCAACCAAAAGCAUCAAGCGGACCAGCUCUUCGGAACGAGUGUCUCCUGGUGGUCGCAGGGAGAGCAACGGGGACUCCAAAGGAAACCGGACUCGGACGGGUUCCACCAGCAGUUCUUCAAGUGGCAAAAAGAACAGUGAAAGCAAACCCAAGGAGCCCGUAUUCAGUGCAGCCCUUCUGUCUCUGUCUCCGAAAUCACAAGGGAAACGCCGGGUGACACACUGCAAAGAAGAAGGCUAUGUAAAAAUGUUUCUUCGUGGACGCCCUGUUACCAUGUACAUGCCCAAAGAUCAAGUGGAUUCUUACAGUUUGGAAGCAAAAGUAGAACUUCCAACCAAGAGGCUCAAGCUGGAAUGGGUCUAUGGGUACCGAGGUCGAGACUGUCGUAACAACCUGUACUUGCUUCCGACUGGAGAGACGGUCUAUUUCAUUGCAUCCGUGGUGGUGUUGUACAACGUGGAGGAGCAGCUGCAGCGGCACUACGCCGGCCACAAUGACGACGUGAAGUGCCUAGCAGUUCAUCCUGACAGGAUCACGAUAGCAACAGGACAAGUUGCAGGCACAUCUAAGGAUGGAAAACAAUUGCCCCCACAUGUGCGCAUCUGGGAUUCUGUGACACUGAAUACUCUGCACGUCAUUGGAAUAGGUUUUUUUGACCGAGCUGUCACCUGCAUUGCAUUUUCAAAAUCCAAUGGAGGAAGCAAUCUCUGUGCUGUGGAUGACUCCAACGACCACGUGCUGUCCGUGUGGGACUGGCAGAAAGAAGAAAAGCUGGCUGACGUGAAGUGCUCUAACGAAGCUGUAUUUGCUGCGGAUUUCCACCCCACCGACACCAAUAUCAUAGUUACCUGUGGAAAAUCACAUCUCUAUUUUUGGACACUAGAAGGAAACUCCCUUAUUAAGAAGCAAGGGUUAUUUGAGAAACAAGAAAAGCCAAAGUUUGUCCUUUGUGUGACUUUUUCUGAAAAUGGUGACACCAUUACCGGAGACUCGAGCGGCAACAUCUUAGUAUGGGGAAAAGGUACGAAUCGAAUAAGCUAUGCAGUUCAAGGGGCCCACGAGGGUGGCAUUUUUGCACUUUGUAUGUUAAGAGAUGGCACGCUGGUGUCAGGAGGCGGCAAAGACCGGAAGCUCAUUUCUUGGAGCGGAAACUAUCAAAAACUUCACAAAACUGAGAUUCCGGAACAGUUCGGCCCAAUACGGACAGUGACUGAGGGGAAAGGUGAUGUGAUCUUGAUUGGCACGACUAGAAACUUCGUUCUACAGGGCACCCUGUCAGGGGACUUUGCACCCAUCACUCAGGGUCACACUGAUGAGCUUUGGGGACUGGCUGUCCAUGCCUCGAAACCUCAGUUCUUGACCUGCGGUCACGAUAAGCACGCCACUCUCUGGGAUGCUGUUGGUCACCGGCCCGUCUGGGACAAAAUAAUAGAGGAUCCAGCUCAGUCUUCUGGUUUUCAUCCUUCAGGGUCUGUGGUUGCAGUUGGAACACUCACAGGAAGGUGGUUUGUGUUUGACACAGAAACAAAAGACUUGGUCACCGUGCACACCGACGGAAACGAGCAGCUCUCGGUGAUGCGAUACUCCCCAGAUGGGAAUUUCUUGGCAAUAGGCUCUCAUGACAACUGCAUCUACAUAUACGGAGUCAGCGACAACGGGAGGAAGUACGCUCGAGUCGGCAAGUGCUCAGGUCACUCCAGCUUCAUCACUCACCUGGACUGGUCUGUAAACUCGCAGUUCCUUGUGUCGAAUUCUGGAGACUAUGAAAUCCUUUACUGGGUUCCCUCUGCUUGUAAGCAAGUCGUAAGCGUGGAAACUACGAGAGACAUUGAAUGGGCUACCUAUACCUGCACUUUGGGAUUCCAUGUUUUUGGCGUGUGGCCGGAAGGCUCGGAUGGAACUGACAUCAAUGCUGUCUCUCGGGCCCGUGAGAAAAAACUCCUGUCAACGGGCGAUGACUUUGGCAAAGUGCACCUGUUCUCUUACCCCUGCUCACAGUUCAGGGCCCCAAGCCACAUAUACGGCGGGCACAGCAGCCACGUCACCAACGUCGACUUCCUCUGUGAAGACAGCCACCUCAUCUCCACGGGUGGGAAGGACACGAGCAUCAUGCAGUGGCGGGUCGUCUAGUCCCCGGCCAGGCCGGGAGCAGAACGCGCACGGAAGACACGACUCGCUUUGCGCUUGGUCACUGUGAUUUCUGUUCUGUUUAAAAAAUUUUUACAAACCUCAGGAAAACUAUGCCCUCCGCCGGUUACCUUAGCUCAGCGGGUCAGCGAGCGUCGCGUCGGACAAGCUGUUCCGUUCCGCGGUUUGGUGUACAACAUAUGAAACAGUGCACAUUGAAUGUGACAAAAGGUUUACACUGCGGUGACAUCGACAGAAGUAACUGGUAUAUCCUUAGUAACUUUUCUAUGAACUCUUCAAAAAUGGUCACAGAAUGCCUUUUAAAAUGCUGUAUAUAGUCUACUAUUUCACCACCUGGCUUGCUCGGUCGGUAUUUAUGAUGAUCAUGAGGUCCCGGCCCGCGGUAGCUGUAGACGAAGUGGUCCUACCAGGCCGAACAGCUGCAGAAGACGGCGACAGCUGACUCGCAGAGCUGCGUCGGGAAACUCGACGGGAGGCCGCGUUGGUCACACCUUCUAAGGUCCCACCACCUCUCCCCUCGGCAGGCUGUGAGGAGGGGUUGCAUUCUUCUCUGUUAGGCAGAUUCUACUCCACACUGACCGCAAUAUUUCAGCGGGGUACACGGGCGUUGCGGAGUGUCCAUGAGACCGUCCUGCCUAACCGAAUGCAGUCAGCCUCUUAACACCUGCGAGGUUCACGCCCCUCUGUCCCUUGUUCACGUGCCCUGAUUCACCGUGAGGCGUUUCACCGCCACCUUCUGUAUAUUCAUUGGCAUGAUACGAUAUCGUACUUGUAUAGGAUUGUAGCAAUUGAUAAUGAAUACGUAAGACUAGGCUUUACUGUUUAUGCUUAUGGACAUUGUACAUUUGUAUUCUACGACCAAGUAGACCAAGUCAAAAAGUGAUCUCCUGAGUGUCCCGUAAACCUGCAGAGAGGAGAAGCCUGGGAAGGCGCCACCAGGUACGAAGGGCAGCUGCUUUCCUGUCUUUGGUGCACGGAUGACUCGGUAUAGUAUGAAAUAAGGUUGUGUUCUGCGGAGUAGAACGUAGGUGGCAGAAAUUUGUCAAGAAGGCCUUAUCCAUUUUGAUUGUGUGACAGAUUGAAAUUUAUUGUUUACAUUGGGGAAUGUAUCUCGGAUUUUUAAAUAGAAGAGUAAUAAGCAGACUUUAAAACAAAUAUUACGAUUUUUACCCGUUCUAGGCAGGUAAAUGAAUUGAAUUAUCUGAACUCUAAGGCACUGGUUGUUUAGAGUGGCUGAUUAAGUGCAACUUUUGGAAACAUUUUUGAUGCCAUCACCAGCCUGCUGCAGACGUGCCGGGCACCAGUAAACAACUUGUAUUAAAGAUGAAUCUGUUUGUAUGUAUCCUUGUCAAAUAUAUUCUAUAAUGAAAUAAAAUCAGAAAAGUGGA